GAGCAUUUGUUCGAGCUCCGGGCAGGGUCGACGACGACGUCGCGCACAGUGCCUCGAGUGUUGUUGGCAGACACGGGGAGGGAGACGAAUGAAGAAUAGGGCUCGCGCGCUUCGUGCUUCCCUUGGUGCGUUUACUCGUAGGUCGACGACGGACGGACGAGUGCGAAUCGGCCUCCCGGGAGCGUCGAGCGACUCGGUUUAGGUUGUGGGUUGCGUCGGGUGUGGAUUGUGGGGGUUGCGGUAGAGGAUUGAUUUGCCGAGUGAGAGUGAGGUCUGUAAGAUCUGUGAGCGAUUGAAGCGAAAAGAACGAGCGCCCGCGAGAGAUCCCAACUGGACCGAGAGAUCCGAACAGAUAUUGGAGAUCGUGGUCGAAGAUCUCGCCGAAAACGUUGUCGUGCACGGCAGGAACGAGGCUCGGGAAUUUGAAAGCCUUUGAGGAGAUCUCAAGAGGAAAAGGAGGCGGUCGUUCUGUGAUUCGAAGCCGGCUCUGGUAUCGGGAAUCAUGGGUGUGAACUCGUUGAUUUACAGUUUUGUGGCACGAGGUACUGUCGUGCUGGCAGAGUACACUGCCUUCUCCGGCAACUUCAGCACAAUUGCAGUCCAGUGUCUCCAGAAGUUGCCCGCCAACAAUAACAAGUUUACCUACACUUGCGAUCGGCACACUUUCAACUACCUUGUUGAAGAUGGAUUCACGUACCUGGUCGUUGCCGAUGAGGACUUCGGAAGGCAGAUUCCUUUUGCAUUUUUGGAGCGUGUCAAGGAGGACUUCAAGAGACGUUAUGGAGGUGGGAGGGCAGAUACCGCGAUUGCUCAUAGCUUGGACAAGGAAUUCGGGUCAAAACUGAAAGAACAUAUGACGUUUUGCGUUGAGCAUCCCGAAGAGAUGAACAAAUUAUCAAAAAUCAAAGCUCAGGUUUCGGAAGUCAAGGGUAUCAUGAUGGACAACAUUGAGAAGGUACUAGAUCGCGGUGAGAAAAUCGAAGUCCUAGUUGACAAAACAGAUAAUCUUCGGACUCAGGCCGACAACUUUCAGCGUCAGGGUAGACAGCUGCGACGCAAGAUGUGGUUGCAGAACUUCAAAGUGAAGCUGAUAGUUCUAGCGAUCAUUAUUGUCGUGAUCCUGAUCAUAUGGUUAUCCAUUUGCAAGGGAUUUAAGUGCAACUAGCUGUUGAUCCAGAGGAAGAGAGGAAUUGAACGAAUUCGGUGGCGCUUCAAAGUUGGAAUAGAUUUUUGUCGAUAUGGAAGUCGAAGUGUACAGUUUGGCUGGUUUGAAGUUGUACAGGGAAUAACCUUACGUGUGUUUUAACCGGAGAGUGGAGUAAAAACUUAGUAACAUAAUGAACUUAGAAACGAGUGACAGUAUUCAGGAAAUCAACCACUUUUAGGAAGACCAGUUGCGGAGUUAUCCAGGUGUUAAUGUCCAAGUGAUCUGACCAUUGAUGUUAAAAAGAUGAAAAAAUUGGAGUUUGUUUCAUUCUCUGUUGUGAGUGUUCUGCAGUAUUCAUGGCUAACUUGUAUAAGAAUUGGUCAUGAGAAACAAGAAACACGGAGCUUUCUCGAGAAGAAACGCUGGAGAAACGCUGGAACGCAGGAGAAAUGCUUCUUAAAAAAAUUCCUCUCACGAGUACGAAAUACGGGUACUAAAUACUGGACGAUAGUCAGUCAGUCAUGUUGUCAUAGAUAUUAAACGAAAAAGCUUGGUCGACUGCGUGUGUCUAUGCGUCCUUCUAUUCUACAGUGGACGUUCAAAAGGUUGAACACUUCGAGUUAUUCACUCGUAAAAGUGAGUGUUCCACGGCAGACCUGAAUGAAGUUGCGAACCCGGUGCCGGGUAAGAGCAUUUGGGCUGCAAUGUUCAGUAGCACGUUUGGUAUGUUAACAGGUGAAGUUGUCAAAAUAUGUCAAAAUGUCUAUGUUCGGUUGUAUCAACGUGGCUUUCAGUCCACGUUACGACAGUGCAUGUUCGAUAUUGACCGCUGGCGUCGGUACACUGACGAAUCCUUUACAUGAUGGGUUUCGUCGACUUUUUCUUCGUUUCCAAUUGCGUAUGAAGAUCUUGCCCAUACUCGGACGCACACUCGACGUGUGCAUCGUGUUCAAGUUUUCGUUGUCAUUGAAUCAAAGGAUGUUCAUGAUAGAUACGCAGUUUUCCGGUCCAGAAGGUCUUGACAUAUGUCGCUAACUGUGGUCAACAUUACGGAGUUUAU
This is a messenger RNA of Marchantia polymorpha subsp. ruderalis, 2207 nucleotides long. NCBI's taxonomy places the organism in Eukaryota, Viridiplantae, Streptophyta, Marchantiopsida, Marchantiales, Marchantiaceae. The record is from the annotation of a GenBank genome assembly.